Xyrichtys novacula (pearly razorfish) is the source of this 11193-nucleotide messenger RNA. The record is from the annotation of a GenBank genome assembly. Lineage: Eukaryota; Metazoa; Chordata; Actinopteri; Labriformes; Labridae.
AUCACCAGAAUUCGUUGCCCUGCUCCAACAACAGCGCCAUCCCUGCCGCUUCCUCGUCGGUUUUGCUGGAAGCCCCCCUCUUCAUGGAAACGUGUUCAGCCAGGAAAGGGUUAAGGAGUUUCUAGGGUCCAGACCGAUGCCCCCUCUUCCCCCACACGUCGCCAUGAACAAAUGAAUUCGCGGGGAAUUAAAUACCGGUUUCACAAAGGAGAAAGAGUCCUGUGCUUUGAACCCGAUCCCACCAAGGCUAAAGUGUUGUAUGACGCUAAGGUAAUGUUAUGUGCAAAUCUAAAGCCUUGCGGUGCUGUACUUGUGUGAAACGUUGUACUUUUUGCAGGGAAAAACAGGUUUGUCAGGGUUUUGGUUGAGUGAAACAGCAUGAUCAGGCCUCAGAAAGACAACAAAACAUUAGCUGCUAAAAUAGAGCUAGCUGUUAUCUUUGACGUUUUCCGGGUAUUUUUGACUGCACGUUUUAUGAUCAGGAAGGAUUGUUUUGAACAAUCAUCAUUUAUAGUGGCAUUUGAGGAAUUUUAGAUAGAGCUGCAUAGUAUUACAAGAGCACAAAUUAUAUCUUACAUGACUUCAAAGUGUUAGAAAACAGUGAAUUGUGUGUUUUGUGUGUGUGUUAAGUGACAACACAGAGCUUGUAAACAAACACACAGAUGUGUCUGCUGUUGCUAGCGUUAGUUGUGGCAAUUUUCACGUAAAUUAAGCCAAUUUAUUGCAUGUAAUCGUAGUAGGUGUUGUAUUCGAGCUGGUAAAAUGCUCAAGUCAAGAGUGGAUAUAUUUAUGUUGCUGGUGUUCUGACGGAAAGUGUUACUGUAGCAGAGGCUGUCUGUUCUGUGUCAAAUGGUGUCCUGAUACGGAAUUAUGUUACGUUUUAUUUAUUUAUUUUUAAAAUUUUUGCUUGAUUUUUAUUCUAUUUUGUUUUAUUUUUUAUAUAAAAACUCUGAAAAUUGCUCUAGAAAUAAAAUAAAAUAAAUAAAUAAAUAGAGACCGGAAAAGGAUUCAUUUGUGGGCUCGUGUUGUUAAGCACCAGAUUAUGGCUUUGCGCAUGCGCCAUGAGCCAUUUAGUCGCCCAUUUCUGUAGGUAGCACUAACCGGUAGAACACCUGCGUCUGUUAAGCUAGCUAGCGAACAGUGGAAGCUAGAUUGAAGGUUUAUUUACACCGACAUUAUUUGGACUUAUUAACCCUUGUAAGCUCAAAGUCAGCAUCAAUCAUUGUUUAACUAUUUGUAUGCAUUAUUGGAUACAGUUAUCUUCAAGCAUAGUUUCACUGUCGUUGAUUUAAGUCGUGUUUUAAUGUUAGAUUUGUGCUUCCUUGGAGGACAGACUCGUGUUAGUCUGAUAUUUAUUGAAGAUUUAUUUCGCUUUUUGUCCCAGGGUUAGGUGUUUGCUCCAAAUUUGCACCUAUAUAAAAUUGUUAAUACAAUGGAUGAAACAAAGACAACGAAAAACAUUGUUCUUAAUCCAAAGGGGCCUUAAACUAAGUUCACGUGUUCACAUCUUGCAGGUCCUUGAUGUCUUGAUAGGGUCAGAUGAACAUGGAAGAAGAAUCCCAAAGUACCUGAUUCACUUUAACGGUUGGAACAGAAGGUAACAACACAACCUGGCGUUUUUGUGACAUAAUCCUGCACUUCAUGCUCAUUUUACUGUUUAUCAUUGCAAAGUCUUAUCACCACCUUGUGUAAUGAUGUAGCUACAAAACCCUGUUGUGAAACCGUGCAAGUCUGUGGAUUUUUAUUUUUUAAAUGUUUGUGUGUUUUUGGGUAGCUGGGAUCGUUGGGCUGCAGAAGAUCAUGUCCUAAGGGACACUGAAGAAAACCGUAGAUUGCAACAUAAACUGGCUCGCAAAGCUCUAGGUCGCAUGUAAGUUCAUGUUACAUUGAUUCAUUCAGUCGUGGAGGCUUUUAAGUAGCUCCUUUUUAUCCAUAAACAAGGUGGAAUAUGAUCUUUAAGAUGAGAAGUUUUGCACCACUUUGAUAUUCAGCCCUCACUAGGACACAGAGCUAGGUUGUGCAAUAAGAAGUAGUUGAAACAGUCGUAUUUCCAUGCAUCUUUAUGCCUUUCUUGUCCACAAUAUACUGGCAUUACAGCUGUUUUCGUGAAAGCCAUUCACGUCACAAUCAAACCAUGAAACAUCUCGGCCUCCGCAUCCAUAAAUUUCACAAUUUCGCCACAGAUUUGACGAAACAUUUGUCCCUCUUUCUUCUCAUAUUUGUCUGCCUUACACUGCACAUUGAAAUUAUCACUAAAACAUGGAUUUAUUUCCAGCAGCUUUUUGGAAAAGUUGAAUGUUAAGUCUCUGAGAAUGUUUUUUUUUUCUAAAUGCAAAUUAGUUUAAGACUUUUUCCAGUCCAUACCUUUAAAAAAAUACAGACUAAAAUACCCCACAAAGUAAAAGCUGAGCAUUCAGUUUCUGCAGCUUAAGUUGAAAGCUGUAGAGAAUCAUAUUUGUAGAUUGCAGAGUACUGCAGCGCUGUUAUUGACCUUACGUAAACCUAAAGAUCAAACUAAAAGUUCAAUGCAGUAGCUGUAGCAGUUUUUGUAUUUGACUGAUGGUUGUUUGGGUUUCCUGUCCUGGUUCUAGGAAGAAAAAGGGAUGGGCAAAGCGUCGUCGUCGCCAGUCUGGUACUAAAUCUUCUUUGAAGACUCUCCCAAAGGAGGACGACAGUGAUGACGCAUGUGAGCAGCCUUUUUUUGCCUCUUUGUUUGGAUUGCCCUGUCUCUCUGCCGUCAUGUUGAUCCAUCUUUUGUUGUGUUGUGUUGUGUAGGUUUGAUUUCAUCCUCAGACAGUAGUGAGGGGGACGACUCUGACCCUGAAUCUUCAAAUAGUGGGGAAAGCACCUUCUCGGAGGAUAUCAACAAAAUGGUAAAAGGGGGCUAGUUCAGUUUCAAUUCUUGGUUUUCUUGGGAUGACCUCAAUGCUCUGGGUGUCUUUUAGACUUAAAGGUGGGGUAGGCAGGAUCUGAGGAAGUGCCAGUUUUGGGGAGAAAUCUUGAAUGUAAACACUACCCCUCCCAAUCAGUUUUCCCUUCAGCUCCUCCUCUCCCCUCCCUCUCCACUUUGUUUGGGCUCCUGAAUGACAUGGGGGAGCGGCGUCCACCUCACAACCAAUCAGGAUGGGGGAGGCGGGGAAUGGCUUUGUUUACAGUCAGAAAGAGCAGAGCACUCACAAAAAUUAAAAUGUUGACUACACAGGCACAACAAAACACAGCGAUAUCAUUAUAUUCUCAAAUGUCGCCAAUAACUAAUAGCUAUUGGCUGAUAUUAAAAGCUUUUUUGUAUAUACAUCACAAAAAAAGACCCUCCUUUACAGAUUCCUGCCUACCCCACCUUUAAAGGGAUAUUUAGAAGUGAGGUUAUAUGAAUUAUUUGUCAUUAGAAAGUGAAUUAGCCUCAAGGGAUGCUGGUCAGGUCUGCCCCUUUUAAUAAGGUACAUGAGCAUGCAAGCAAGGCUAUCAUUUUAGGACAGACUCAACCAUAGUGUUUUAUGAGUUUUGAAAGACUCUGACCCAAGCACACGUCCUAGUUUGAGUGCAUGUUCAAGUGACACGUUUACCUCCAUAAAAAAGACUAUUUUAGCUGCUGAAACUACAAACUCUUCUCAUAUUAUUGUGUCUUUUUGCUUGACAUUAACUGCACUGUCUACGGAAAACUAGUUUAACUUGCAUACUGGUUUCUUCUGGUUCUUUUGGGGAAAGAGGUAUGCUUUUGCUCUAUGUGUAGUUACAACUUAAUUUCUGAUUUCUUUCAGAGGGUUGAGCCAGACAUCAACGUCAAAAGGGAAACAGAGGAGAAGAUCGUCCAUGUGGACAUCAGCAUCCCAGAUGUUCUCAAGAAGAAACUGGAGGAUGACUGCUUUUACAUCAACAAGAGGAAGAAGGUACAUGAAACACACUGAGUGGGGUUGUAGAGUUUAAUCGUCUAUUACUGCUGUGUUUGAUAGGCUUUGAGAGUAUUUAAGGCUUUAUGGAUUUAAUUUUUUUUCCGUCAAGCUGGUGAUGGUUCCCUGUCAGACGAACGUGGUGCACAUCCUGGAGUCCUACGUGAAGCACUUUGCCAUAAACAAAGCCUUCAUGGCUAAUGAGAGGUACAGGCGCCAGCAGAGCACCACGCAGAGCAGCAGCCCUCAGCCGAUCCCUCCAGAGAAGAGGUGAGUCCUCGUUUACCCCGAGCUAGUGCGCCUGCUUCCUGGUGUAAACAGACAAAAUUAGGAAGUGUAAUAUGUUGAUGUUUGCUGAUCAACUUAAUAUCGUGUGUCUGAAGUGAGGAGCUGUGUAAGGAGAUGGUUGACGGCCUGAGGAUCACGUUCGACUUCACCUUACCCAUGAUCCUCCUCUACCCCUGUGAGCAAGCUCAGUUCAAAAAGGUCAGCUCCUCCAGGCUGUUCCUGGCCAUCAACGAAAGCUCGCCUUGCUCCAGCAGGUAUGUGUCUGCGGCUCUGACAUGUUUGCCGUGAUACCCUGUUUGUGCUUUAGCAUCAAAUCGAAAGCCUCUGGUUACCUCCGCCAAGGAGGUUAUGUUUUUGGUCGCGUUGGUUUGUUUGUCUGUUAGCAACUUUAUGGAGAAAGUAACAGACGGAUUGACCUGAUAUUUUCACCAGAGGUGCGUCUCACUCCUAGGAGGAUCCCACAAAAUGUUGGUGGUGAUCUGGACAAAAUUCUGGAUACUGUGAUCCAGAACACACAAAAAUAAGGGUGUCGUUGGAAUUUUCAAUGCUGAAAGAUAAUCAAUGGGCGGCAGAGUGGCGUAGAUAGGCGGCACAGUGGUGUAGUGGUUAGUACUGUUGUCUCACAACCAGAAGGUCCUGGGACAGGGCAUUUCUCGUUUAAUGGGGGACAUGAGCUGCUUGGCGGAGGUAUGCGCUCUUCCAGUGCUUUUCUAGUUUUGUCUGUUUUUGUGUCUGAAGUGCCCAAAGAGAGCGCAGCCCGAGUCCUCUGGGACACAACCCGCCAACCCCGCAGUCCACGGACAGCCAACCGGCACUGAGCGACAUCUCUGCAACAACGCCCACAGCUCCAGCUCCCACUCCGAAGCGACGGCGUCACCCUGACAUGGACUGUAUCUCCUAUCAGUCCCAGUCACUGAGGCGCUCCACCAGGAACACAUCUGGAGGUGACCGGCCCGCAGAAGGAAGCAGUGGAGGUAUGUUGUGUUCAAUUAGUGUGGAGAAAAUUAGAUAGAUAGAUGGAUAGAUAUACUUUAUUGGUCCCAAACUGGGAAAUUCACAUGUUACAGCAGCAAAAAAAUAAAUAAAUAAAUAAAAAUAAAAAAUACAAAAUAAUAUUAAAUAUAAGAAAAAGUACAACACAGACUAAAAAUACUAAAUAUAUACAAUAAAUACAGACUAAAUAUACUAAACAUCCUACGAGAAAAAAGCGAGAUAUGAAGAACGUCGGCUAUUGAAAUGAGCAAUAAAUAUGAAAUGCGAAAUAUACAGAUGGGAUGAUAAAUAAACAGACAAAUUAAGGUGCUCAGUAAUGUGAUUUGGUAGGAUUAAAUAAAAGAUGAUAGUCAAAAGCAAGAAAAUAAAAUGUUGAUGUUUCAGGUGGAGGCAGCGCUACAGCAUCCCCGCAGCUCAAACGCCGUUUGGUUGACACGUCAUCGCAGCCGAAGUUUUUCCUCAACCUUGACAGAAGUAAGCCCGUCUUUGGAUUAAAACUGAUUAUCUUCAUAAAACUGUAACCUGGUUUUUGACGCCUUUUUUUGCUAUAAUUUUAACCUUAUUUUUAGCAACUCAGUAUUUUAAAUCACUACUAAGGUCAGUAAUGAUGGACAAAAAUUGACGUCCUCACUGCCUUCAAUCUUAGAUUUACUAGAUGUGACAUUUUCUCAUCACAUGAAGUGGAAACUAUGUUUGCAGUAACCAGUUUUGUCCACUAGAUAGUGCCAUCUCACUUCUUUCUUUGUGAUAGUCCCUUCAAACUGUGCUCCCUUUAGAGUCACGCUUCUUCUUAAAUUUUCCAGAAACGCCGGUGCACAGCGGCUCGUCUUCCCCGCUGCCCUUGACGCCGAGCAAAGAGCGAAGUGGGCCUUUCUACGGCCUAGAGAGCCGGAGAAACAACGAGCUGAAUGAGGUGCAGAAAUCACUUAGAACAGUUUGAUUUCUUCUCCUUUUUUACCUGUUACCCUCAAAUAAAGUAUAUGUUAGGGCCUGUGUCCACUGACUGCUUUAUUUGCGUUAUUUACUUUUCAAAUAAAUCAGUGUUUUUCAGAUUAAGUAAUAUGCAUGUAAAUUCUGUUUCCAUAAUGUCUGUAAGAUUUCUUUAAAUAGCAAAUAUUUCAAACACUUAAAGGUCAACAGUUCAUUUCAAAUAUCACAAUCAGUGGACACAGGCCUUCAACAGAUUGCUUUCUUGCUCUUUGAACCAGGUUUUAAGUUGGAAGCUGACUCCGGAUAACUACCCCCUUCAUGACCAGCCUCCUCCACCUUCCUACCUGUACGGAGCGCAGCACCUCCUGCGUCUGUUUGGUUGGUUUCUGAUCAGUUUACUCCCUCUGAUCCGCUCUGAAGUCAUUGAUUUCACUUGUAUUUCAUUUAUAUUCUCCUCGCUGUCUUUGCUCGUCUUCCAGUCAAGCUUCCUGAGAUCCUUGGAAAGAUGCAGAUCCCUGAAAGGAAUCUCCGUGCCCUGGUCAAGCAUUUGGAGCUCUUUCUCAGGUUACUAUCUAUAUUAAAACCAAAUGUAUCUGCAAGAGGCUUUUAUCACGCCUAGAUAGGAAAGUGUCAAUCUUUAGUUUAUAGAUGCCCUUACAGCUCCUUGAGUUCCACAGUCAGGCAUAAUAUUGAAGCCCAGUAACUUCUUUUAAAGUGGAUUGUGCGCUCGAGUGGACAGAAACGGUGUGAAAUCGUGUACCAUCUCCUCGGAGAGUAAAUCAUUAAAAAGACGAGGUGCUGCAUUCAAUUACCAGGACAUCGGAAAGGAAGCACUUCAGCUUUAAAACGAGCGUCGCUAAUAACCCGCACGGUUCAUUAAACAAAUCCUGACCUUACUGAGCGUCAAAAGCGAGUUAGAAGAAUAGAAGAAGUCCUCGUCUCACAAGAAAGGAGGUACCUGAAGUCUCCGCACAGGCUGGUUUAGUGCGGUGUUCGGUAGCCGGCUUAACAGUAUCGAGCAAGAGAUUAAAGGUUAGAGGACAACAAUGGGUCAGCGAAAUAGUGAUUGUGAGGGAAUUAUUCAUAAAUAAAAAAGGCAAGGAGACGUACUUGGAGUAAAUGAGAGCGUGUGUGGGGUUAGAGGGGAGGGAUGGAGUGAGAAAGGGCAUGUGUUAGAAGGGAGGGAGAUGAGUGGGCGUUACACAAGCGCGGGAGUCUAAUCUUUAAAUCCUCCAGAGCGAUCUUCAGUUCAGCCAGUCCCAAACCUGGGGGAUUUAGGUCCUCUCAUUCUCUUAAUCAAACAAACGCAGUGCCCGCCAGCUGCCACCGAGCAGUGCUGUGGAGCAACAGCAGAAGCCAGAAGAGGUCUGGUGAGAAUUUGAUGCCAGCAACAAGAUUCAAAACAUGUUUCAUCACCUUUUCUUUUGAACGACACUCUAGUUUGAGAGUAAAAAGUCUCAUUCUUGACUGACAUGAGUCUUCAGCAGCUCAUUAGUUUCGAGUCUCUUCCGCCAUUAUUAUCUUGUUAGCAGCAGGACUCUUCUACUACAGAGCCAUGCUGUUGUAAUACAUGCUAAAUGUGGUUUAUUAUGUUUUUGUUAUAUUUUGAAACGCCCUCCCUAGAAAGUCAUUGUCUGGAUGGCAGCGAAUGUUGCUCAGAGCCUUCACAGAUCUAAAAAGCUGGUUAUACCGUGGGCACAGGCAGUUUUUAUUGGAUGUUAUUUAUUUUUAUUUAACAAUAAUACAGAGUGACAACAACAACAAAAACAACAACAAAAAAUAAGAAAUUAACAAAAAUACUUUUGUGGGGGAGGGGAGGGGGAAAGAAUAUAUUUAAUAGACAAAAAAAAAUUUUUUUAAUUGGAUUACAUUGAAAUAUAUAUAAUAAAAAUUACUAUAUCUAUCUAUCCAAAUAUAAGCAAGGACAAGGCCAGCGCUAAAAUAACUUUCGUAGAUGUAGCCGUCUUGAUUCCGCCUCCGAUUUCGCUUUUUUCCGACGUUGUAACUGAAACGCUGGUAACUCGUGUGUGACGUCAUUCCCAGCUCCGAUAUCUGACUUCCGAGGUAACUUGAACACAGCAUCAGCCCCUUUUUACAGCCGGUCACGUCACCAACCCGUCACAGAGUAACUUCCCUGGGUGAAUUUCUUGCAUUAGGGCAACUUUUUCAGCAUUUUCUUGUCCCUUUAAGAACUGUUUUCAAAGUUUUGCUCGCAUCAAAUUAAAAAUUACUCAACUUUUUUCCAGUUUCGGCACUUGAUAUGCUGCCAUUGUAAUAUUUUCAUUUCGUGUGAAUGAUUCUCAAACCGUCACAAACUCUUUUUAAUCUGUAUUUCAUGCUCUCGAGUAAUGAAUGCUGUAAUUGCAGUGAUAUUUCAAUCUCUGCAGCCACCAUGAGCCACCCGUCACGAUGAUAUUUAAAGAUGAAAACAUUCCCACCUUGGUAACUGAUAUUUUCCUGGUGUCAGGGGCUCUCCAAGACACUGGACUCAAACUGAGAGAUCUUUCAGGACAUCCUUCAUGCCUUUUUUUUUUUUACUCUUGAAAUCAGCCUCGUGGCAGAUUGCGCCAAGAGAAAAAGAACUGAUUGAUGUCGCAGAGACCGGAGUGCAAAGCAUUCUGGGAUUUGGCCACAGCUGAUCUCUCACUCUCCCUUUCUCCGCAAGAAUGAUUAUGAUUAAGUACGGGCGUGUGAAGGCGUGUGCACAUGCGUACACACACACACACACACACGUUAUUGUGAUUUACAAUGUGUAUGCCUAAAGCGGCUUGCCUUGUGUUAUUACUGAUCUAACAGCGAUGAAGAUUAGCACGAGGCUGGAAAUGUGGCACCAGAGCGCCACGAAAAGAUUUCCAAUCAAUACAUAUACACUGAAACCUGCUCAGUGCCUUUAAAGGAAGGUUUUCGAAUCAUUCAGGAGCGAAGAAUCUCACUUAAACUAACUUCUCUUGGGUGAAAUCUUGCUUACUCACCGCCAUAUAGACACACCGUCCCUUUAUUGUCCCAUCACGACGACUUGUUUGUUAUUCGUCGUCAACGCACUCUUAAGUUCUCCUCUGAUGAGGAUAAUUUGUUUGCAUUGAGAUUAGGAAGGCCGGUGGAGCUAAGAUGAGAUGGCAAGAUUUAGAGGAUUUGGCCGAGUAGCGGAUACUAAGAAGAUUCCGGAUUAGUUUUCCCCGCUACUGAUUAGAUGAGGAGGAGGGGAGGGGGGAUUUUUCACUCUUUCGCUCUCUGACUGUGGGACGGUCACUCUCAGGGUCUGUGUGUUUCUCAGGGUGAUUGGUACUCUGUUGGUGGUGGUAUAGAGAUGGAUAUAGGGGGGCUUUGUCUCUGACAUUGACACCCCCUGCAGAGGGCAAGGGUCGAGGGCUUAUGUGGAAUCAGUCAGGGAAUCUCCAGGAAGAAAGAAGUAGUCACAGUGGAGGAAAAACCCGACCUCCUCUAUCCGUCUUUUAGCUCGUGGCCAUGUUUGCUAGUCAUGUGACACACACCUUAAACGCUGAGCACUGUUCAUAAUUUUUCACAACAUUUCCUUCUCUUGCACCAUCUUUCCUCCCGCCCCUCUCCUCUUAGGUUUCUGGCAGAGUUCCACGAGGAUUUUUUCCCUGAGUCUGCAUAUGUGUCGGCAUCAGAGGCGCACUACAGCAUGAAACAACCCCGGCCGAUUUAUUGAAGGAGACGUCGGCUGUCGCGAUCGCUCUUUGCUCGUGUCUCACCGACCUUUUCAGCUCGUCUGGACUCUCCAGGUCAACAAAAAACAGAACAUUCUGGAGACGAGCUGGAUUUAACUUCCUGGACCAAACCCCUUCUCCUGCUGUUGCUGCUAACCCUCACUUGUGCUUCGCCGUCUUGCUUUGCGUAGUUUUAUAAUUCCGCCCGCUAACGGCUGUUUGAUUUCUUCAGAGGCCCUGUGUAAUUCAUUUGUAGAGUUUCCUGACUUGGCCCACGCCUUUUAAAGCCGGAAAGCUCAUAAGUCUGUCGAUGUCGUUGCUGCAAAUUUGGAAUAUUGUGGCAUGUUUUUCCUGAAAGCACGGGGACGCAUCACUGUUUUGUCUCCAGCCUCUUACUAUGCUUGUAUCUCUGUUUUCAACGUCAGUGUUCGUUUCUUUCAAAAAUAUCGACAGGGUGCAGGGUUUCCCCUACAUGAAAUUGAUCGGGGCGCACCGCCAAGGCUAAAUAAAAGCCGCCACACCUAAAAAAAAAAAAUAAUUUUUCUUUAUCAUCUGUCUUUAUCUUUCUGUUAAUGUCAAAAGUCAACAGAUACAUCACAAAUGGAAAAAGAAAAAACAGAAAGAGGCCUUUGCACGAAACUGUCUGUGCUCUUCCAAGUCCCGGCUACCGUAAAUCUUCCAAAAGAGGCGCCAAGGGUCAACUGAAACCAAUAAGGAAUGACUGUUUUUGCUACAUGUCUGAGGAGUUACCUGCAAUGCUAUUUCGAAAGCGAUAUAAAGGCCAACAGAAGAGACUUGCUUCGGAAAACUCAAAGAUCCGACAAUCCUUUAAAAAGAGGUGCACACUUGCGAGUGACAGCACGGCGUUUGAUAUGCUGUGAAAAAAACGGCAAAGGAAAUAUCUCCACACACAUUUGACAAAAGUCUACGAAAAGAGAGAGACUGAUUAACCGUUGGCGAAUGAUCAAAUUUACCCAUCCGCAGAGAGAGAAUAUCAAAUAUAUCACAAUAUCAAACAAUUUCUAUCAGUUCUGUGAUGAUGCGCUUGAAAACGCAGCGCCUGCUUUCUAACUUAUUCUAUUCUAUUGCAUGUAUGUCCUGAUUUAAAGAGGCUGCUUUUGCAUUUUUAUAAACCUGUAGACUUCUUUGUGUAUCAUUUGUUUUUUGGAGCACUGUGCUCUGAUUUUCUCUUAACAUUUCUUCCAAAUUUCCUCCAGCACCACAACUCAGCUAAGGGUCUUCUUUUUGGUAGCACCCUGAUUUAUUUGUCCGAUCUCUUGUACAGUAAAAAUGCUGUAUAUACUUUAUUUCUCUUGUGUAAAUAGGUAGGACUGUUGUAGAGUUUCUACAGUGUGUAUGAACCCAUGUUGUGUGUUUUUGAGUUAAAAUAAAGACUUUCUCCACAUACGAUCUUGUGUCCUCAC